CACGCGCACACUCGGAGUCAGACAGUUGGGUUCGUCCCAGCUGUUCCUCUCCGCAUUCAGACCCUCGGCGCGCGACCCCGGCGCGACACUACGGCGCAAACGCCGUACGGGUGGGGGCGGCCAGGGGCGCGCAGGCGCCGCGGGGAGUGUGAGGCCGCGCAGGCGCGGACGGCGUUGGUUUGAAGAAGACCUUCAGCGUUGCCCUGGCCGAGCGGAGACAGGCCGUCUGGUUGGAGAUAUGUGUAACACACCGACUUACUGUGACCUAGGAAAGGCCGCCAAGGAUGUCUUCAACAAAGGAUACGGAUUUGGCAUGGUCAAAAUAGAUCUGAAAACCAAGUCUUGUAGUGGAGUGAUGGAAUUUUCUACUUCUGGUCAUGCUUACACUGAUACAGGAAAAGCGUCAGGCAACCUAGAGACCAAAUAUAAGGUCUGUAACUAUGGACUUACCUUCACCCAGAAAUGGAACACAGAUAAUACUCUUGGAACAGAAAUCUCUUUGGAGAAUAAGUUGGCUGAAGGGCUGAAACUGACUCUUGAUACCAUAUUUGUACCGAACACAGGAAAGAAGAGUGGGAAAUUGAAGGCCUCCUAUAAGCGGGAAUGUUUCAGUCUUGGCAGUAACGUUGAUAUAGAUUUUUCUGGACCAACCAUCUAUGGCUGGGCUGUGUUAGCCUUUGAAGGUUGGCUUGCUGGCUAUCAGAUGAGUUUUGACACAGCCAAAUCCAAACUGUCACAGAAUAAUUUCGCCCUGGGUUACAAGGCUGCAGAUUUCCAGCUGCACACCCAUGUGAAUGACGGCACUGAAUUUGGAGGGUCUAUCUACCAGAAGGUUAAUGAGAAGAUUGAAACGUCAAUAAACCUUGCUUGGACGGCUGGCAGUAACAAUACCCGUUUUGGCAUCGCUGCUAAAUACAAGCUGGACUCUAGAACUUCUCUCUCUGCUAAAGUAAAUAAUGCCAGCCUGAUUGGACUGGGUUAUACUCAGACUCUUCGACCAGGAGUCAAACUGACCCUAUCAGCUUUAAUCGACGGAAAGAACUUCAAUGCAGGAGGUCACAAGGUCGGGUUGGGAUUUGAACUAGAAGCUUAAUGUGGCUUGAGUAAAGCAUCUGAUUUGUCCUUGGAGGUGAAGAGAACCCACUAUGUUUUGGCCUUAAAAUUCUUCUGUGAAAUUUCAAAAGUGUGAACUUUUUAUUCUUCCAAAGAAUUGUAAUCCUCCCCACACUGAAUUCUAGAGAUCGCAAGUCCAUCCUAAGGGAGGUACUUGAAGGCAUGCCUGGAAGUUGUCAUGUUUGUGCCACAUUUCAGUUGAGUUCCACAGUGUUAUUUUAAAUGUGAACCUCAGCGACAAUGUAGUGUCCUGUUCCAGAGGAAACGACCCCAUCCUCCAGUUUGUACAUCACGUCCUGCAUGUCCCACACCACUUUUUCAUGACCUUUUAAUAUAUUGGUCUCUGUGCUGUAGUGAAAUCUUUGGUUUUGCAUCAGAGUAAAAUAAAAUAAACCCAUCACAUUUGGAACAUAAUCACU
Molecule: messenger RNA, 1532 nt
Organism: Suricata suricatta (meerkat)
Lineage: Eukaryota; Metazoa; Chordata; Mammalia; Carnivora; Herpestidae
Gene: VDAC3
Product: voltage dependent anion channel 3
Exons: 11
Coding region: 239-1093 (284 amino acids)
Biological process (GO): monoatomic anion transmembrane transport
Cellular component (GO): mitochondrial outer membrane
Molecular function (GO): voltage-gated monoatomic anion channel activity
Source: RefSeq, a predicted model, not a curated record